AUGACUCUGAAUCGUCGAGAUGAAAAGUCAAGCGGUGUAGAUACAUUUGAAAGCUUAUCAGAAGUUUUUCGUUGCUUUAUAUGUAUGGAGAGGCUUAACAAUGCACGUUUGUGCCCACAUUGCUCAAAACUUUGUUGUUAUAAAUGCAUAAGAAAAUGGAUCACGGAAACACGGUCUCAAUGUCCUCAUUGUCGUGCAUCACUACAUAUUUAUGAGCUGAUUAACUGCCGUUGGGCUGAUGAAGUUACCCAGCAGUUGGAUAAUCUACAGUCGCAAGCAACUUCAUCUAAGUCUAUUGGUCAGGGUGAUCAGUCAGGAUCCGCCAAUAGUGCAGCAGCCUCUAAUGUUGAUAUCUGUGAAUUGCACAAUGAACGUUUAUCUGUAUUUUGCUCAACGUGUGAUUUUUCGAUCUGUCAUCAAUGUGCAUUAUUUGAUAACAAGCAUGAACAACAUUCAUUUCGUCCAUUGGAUGAAGUCUAUAAUGAACAUGUUAAACAAAUCAAAGGUGAAAUGGAUCAAUUAAAGCACAGACACUUAGAAUUAAUAUCAUUAUUUCAAGAUGUUGAGAAAAAUGUACAAGCUGUUAAACAAGCUAAGGAAGAACGUGUUCGAGAAUUACGUAAUGCUGUGGAAUUAAUGGUGGCUCGUUUGGAUUCACAAUUAAAAGCAAAAUUAGUCACACUGAUGAUUCAGCGUAGUCGAUUAUUUCAGGAAAUAGAACUAUUAGAAACUCUUUUACAAGAUGUUCAAUCUGAAUUAGACGUUGCCACUCGAUCUGAAAUGAUAACACGAUCACCUGACAUUUUGGCAAUGUUCACUGAAGUACAUUGUAAACCGAUGGCUUCAUUUGUAAGUGCUCCAGUACCAGCUGAUUUUGUCAGCGAAAUUGUACCUCCAUAUGAAUCGAGCACAUUCAUCCUACAACCAUAUUCAAUAAUGAAACAACGCGCUGAUCCUGUCUACAGUCAACCGUUGCAUGUAAGCGGAUUGAGCUGGCGUCUUAAAGUCUAUCCAGAUGGUAAUGGUGUUGUACGUGGUAAUUAUCUUUCCGUAUUUUUGGAAUUAUCAGCCGGUUUACUAGAAGCAUCCAAAUAUGAAUAUCGUGUUGAAAUGGUUCAUCAGUUGUCCCGUGAUCCUAGUCGUAAUAUUGUGCGUGAAUUCGCUUCACACUUUGAAGUCGGUGAAUGUUGGGGCUAUAAUCGAUUCUUUCGUUUGGAUCUGUUAAUUAGUGAAGGUUAUUUGAACAGUGAAACAGACUCACUUGUAUUAAAAUUUCAGGUACGAGCGCCUACCUACUUCCAGAAGUGUCGAGAUCAAAACUGGCAUAUCUCACAACUUGAAGCACAUCAAGGUCAUUGUUAUGCCCAGUUAGCUGAAUUAAAAGAACGCCUGUCCAUUGAAGUUGCUAGGCAAGCGAAUAGUGUUGCGUCGAAUACGUCAACGUCGAUUGGUGCUGUUGUUCCUGAUUGUGGUAGUACUGCGUCGUGUGCAUCAAAUCCUACUAUGGUCUGUCGUGAAUCUAGCCAAUCAACGAAUUCAUUGACAGUGAAAACGCCAACAACACCUAGUUUAUUGAAUAAUCCUACUACAAGUAUGCCUAUAACUGUGCCAGUCACUUCUCAGUCAUCUGCUCGAACCUCUUCAAUUAAAGAGGAAGGUGACAAUGAAUGUAACACAAAAAUGGAAAAUCCUGUGACUACUACUACUACUACUUCUACUUCUAUUCAACAUAAUGCUGAUGAUAAUAAUAACAGUAAUACAACUGAGCCUAUGAAUACAAUAAUAUCUCUAUGGCAAGAUGCACAGAAUAUUCCUGUUUCAGUUAUUCCAAGAACUCCGACAUCAAUAUCAUCGGCUAAUCAGACGGAAAAUAUUAUCAAUGAAGGUGUUGAAGAUAAUUUGACUACUAGAGCUGGUGAAUCUGCAAGUGGAUUUAAUUCACAGCCACAAACUGCUCUACAAUUGUCCAAUUCUACUACACAAUUAUCUAUUGCUGUCUCUGAACCAAUAUUAAACUUUCUUCUUACUACACAUCAACCGAUGAAUUCGUCAGUUCUGUCAAGUCUAGAUGUAAGUCAGUUAACCGCUUCAUAUAAUAGUGAAGAUGCAUUAUCUCCAAAUUCAUCAAGAUAUUUGAACACAACGCAUGAACAAUCAGUGCUUAGUUGUAGUCGAAAUACUCAACGACAAGCAGAUGUUGAUAUUGGAUCGGUACAUUUCAGUGAAGCAGUAUCAUAUGGCGAUGAAGCUGAUGUAGAAGAAGAAGAAGAAGAGGAAGAAAUAGUCGAGGAGGAUGAGGAUGAUGACGGAGGAGAAGAAGAAGAAAUCGGAGAAGGAGAAGAAGACGAUGAUGUCGAUGUCGAUGUUGAUUCAAAUGAUGCUGAUGAAGAGGUGAUAGCACGUAAUACAAUCGGAGAUGAUGAUUAUGAUGAUCGUGUUAGUGGUGGUGGUUGCGGUGGUGUGGAAGACAAUAAUCUAACACAUCAAAAUUCACUACCGAAAUUUCGUUUAUUUUCAGAGUCCAGUGAUGCGGAGAAUAGUUUAAUUGGUGAUUUCAGUGAUGGGGAACAACACACUAGACACCGAGAUGAAGUUCACGAUUAUGAUAUGAUAUCACAGACAACAUCAGAGAUGCUUUCUGAUCAUGAAAGUUUACGUUCAAGUAUUGAUUAUAAUCUAGUGUUAUUAAAGCAACAAUUAAGACAGCGUAAAACUACCAACCCGGUGAAUACUACAGAUUCUAUUAGGACAUGUGAAAAUAAUAAUAAUAAUUAUCAUAAUAGGAAACUGAUUAACUCAACUGUACAGAUGACAAACUAUGAAAACAACUUCAAUAAUACAGACAAUAUCCUUGACUCCGAGGCUGGUGGUGGUGAUCUAGCCUGUGAUUAUGAAUAUCAUUCGACUAGAAAUGCUUUAGAAGAAUUAUUGAAACUGCCUGAUCCUCGACCUAGUUCGUCUACUACUAGUCGUGUCAAUGAAUUAAUAUUGAACAGGAAUACCACCUCUAGUAACAGCUGUGCUAGUAGCAGUAAUACUGGUAAUAGUAAUAGUAAUAACAAUAAUAAACAAAAAUCAAGUCAACUUUCACGUCACCCGCUAUGGUUUAAACUUUCCUCCUCGUCUAAUGUCACUAAUCAUAUUAAUACUACUACUAAUAAUAAUAAGUCUCGCUUACAACUGAUGAAUCAACAAGCCUCAACAAGUCGGUCUAAUCAAAACUCAAGUUUUAUUGAAGAAAGAUUUAAACAAUUGAAAUGUCAGUCUUUAGAACAACAGAAAGCCUUGCCAACUGUUAUACCGAAUGUAGACGAUAUACAGUACUGUAGUCGUACAUCUGAUCAAGAGUGUUCAGCAGCCAGAUCAUUUGUUGUUAGUGAAUGUUUAAAUAACAAGUUUAUUAAAGCGUUAUCAGAGUCACAUGAAUCGCCACAGGCGUCGAAUUACCAGUCUGGAUUAAAUAGUGAGUCGCGUUGGGGAAGAAGAAGAAUAUCCAGAGACUCAAAUGCUUGCAGUGACACUACUUUGAUGUGUCCUAAACUAUGCGCCUCAUCGUCUUCAUCACGGUCGUCAUCACAAGACGAGACAAUAUCACUACGGCGUUUACCGAAAGAUAAAAGUUUUAAACUUCUAUACGGUGUCCGUAUACCUGAAUUGGAAAAUAAACACCAACACGAACACCAACAACUACAGCAACAGCAGCAGAAAAAACAACAGUGUAACAGUCCAAGACAACUCGCUCAUUGUCAUAAAGAAGACGGUGUUAGUUCUGGUUAUCCCUUAACACUGUUAACAACUGGUCCAGUCGCGUCAACAUCAUCAUCAUGUAAUCUUAGAAAAGAAUUGUUGAAUGGGGCUAAUCUUCCAGUGGUUUGUAAUAAGGAUAUAUCUUGGCAUAGACCUUUGCAAAAUACUAAUUCUGGUCCUUCAACUCGUGUAAAUUUAAAUAACCAUUCUGAUGGAUCAUCACUGUCAACAACUAAGACGACCAUAGCACCAGCAUCAUCAUCAUCAUCUGCGUUGGUACCAACGUUGAAAUGUUCAAAUCAUUUCGCAUCAGUCAAAGAUUCAGUGGAACCGUUGGCAACACCAUCAACACAAAACAUGAAAAAUACAGCGCAAAGUUUAGAAAAUGAUAUUGAUGAGGAAACAAUGACAGGUGAUCGUGACAUAGGUGAACAUGUGUUGAGUAAUCGUCGUUUGUGGGAAGAUCCAAAUCUUACUAUUACAACCAACAUGAAUAGUACUGCUGCUACUACUAAUACUAAUACUAUCACUGCAAAUAGCAAAUCAACCAGUUCUUCGUUAUUGUCUAAUCUUGACAAUAGAACACUUAAUCAAUCUAAACUUUUAUCUGUCUCACCACGUUCACUGUCAACGGGAUCUAGCACAAAAAUGAACGAAUCAAGUGUUAAUAAUACUAAUAAUAAAUAA
Messenger RNA from Trichobilharzia szidati, 4434 nucleotides. The record is from the annotation of a GenBank genome assembly. NCBI's taxonomy places the organism in Eukaryota, Metazoa, Platyhelminthes, Trematoda, Strigeidida, Schistosomatidae.